This is a messenger RNA of Sesamum indicum (sesame), 1535 nucleotides long. RefSeq lists its product as uncharacterized. NCBI's taxonomy places the organism in Eukaryota, Viridiplantae, Streptophyta, Magnoliopsida, Lamiales, Pedaliaceae. The record is from RefSeq and is a predicted model, not a curated record.
ACCUUUUCUGUGUGUUGUUGCUUUCCAUUCUUCCCUCUCUAAAACCUCUUCACCUUCCUUCACCGCCUUCCUCUUCCUCUUCCUCUUUCUAUGGCGGCGAAACCCCAGAUGCCAAUCGCCAAGAAUUUCUGAGGAAGCCAUGCCCACCUUCGCCCCUAUUGCCUUCCAAAAUCUGCUCGAACCUGACUCCCUCAAGAAGCCUUCCUCAAGAAAUGGGGGACCGAGGCACUUGUAUAUAUCGCCGGUUCUGUAUGCCACUCCGGAGCAGGCUCCCAUACCCGAGUGUUCUCCGCCGGAGCCUCUGUCACCUUCUCCCUAUUUAGUCAAACAUAAGCGCCGCCGCGGAGGAAUUGAGAGGAAAGUUGGAGUUUCGGAGUUGCCCUCCGAGGAGAACGGUGGUUUGACGUUGGAGGAGGUGGGGGAGAAUUUUGUGAAAGAGGACUUGGUUGGAGAAGAAGAUGAGGGGGUUUUUGAUCCGAGGAGUGAGGCUGUGAGCGAGGGAAGUGAGUUGGAGGCAUGUGAUUUGAGUAGAAAUCAAAUCGAGAGCCAGAGUUUUGUUUCUGCUCAAGGGGAAUUCUUCGACGCAAUUGAUGAAUUCUCCUCUGAUGGGUCCAUCUCCAAUACAUCUAUGUAUGAUUCUAAAAUUGAAUCAGAAUUGCAUGCCACAAGGCUCAGUCUUGUUGAGGAGAUCGAAAGGAGAAAGACUGCCGAGGAAACUCUUAUUCUGAUGCGCAGUCAGUGGGAGAGGAUUAGCAGCCUUAUGUCUGAGGUUGGUUUAACAUUUCCUGCACCUCCAGCUGCUAGAGAUAGCACGCAGCUGGAGAACAGCUCAAUAGACCAAAUUUCCCAAGAAGUUGUUGUUGCUAGAUUUGUUGCUGAAGCAAUUGGAAGAGGCCAAGCACGUGCUGAAGCUGAAAAAGCUGCUUCUGCAAUCAUUGAAGCAAAGGACCAGGAGAUAUUGCGGUUGCGUGAUAGACUGCAGUACUAUGAGACUGUUAAUCAUGAAUUGUCCCAGAGGAAGCUUGUCGAGGUUGCACGUAGGCAGCAAGAAAGGAAAAGAAGUCGGCGGAGGUGGAUGUGGAGCUUAAUGGGGCUGUCUCUUGCAGUGGGGGCUUCAUUGGUUGCUUAUUCAUACAUUCCUCACAUUAGUGGAUCGCCCAUGCAAAUCUCCGAGAACUCUGCUGACACCUCUUCCAUCAGCACCUCGGAGGCCUAUCAAGGAUGAAUUUGUUUUCUAUACUUCGAUAUACUCUUUAUGCUACAAUUUGAAAUGUUCAGAGCUUAGGUAGGUGACUCAAUGAUGCGGCUUGAUAGUCGAUCUUCUAAAUUUUCUUAGAUAGUCUUUUUUUCUGACCUCAACUUCCUGUUGUUGGCUUGUAGCCUUUUGGUAUUAUACUUGGGCUGAAUAUAAAAAGUAGAUUUCAUGGGAAUAAAUUUCUUUAUCUCGAGCAGAUGCCUUGCGAUAUGUAAUCCGACCAAGCAAGUGUAUCAUUCUUGUGCUGUUUGGAAAAAUCACUUUCCUGUAUGAUAGAAUC